AUGGCGGAGGAGAGUAGGAAGGGGGUCGCCGGAUCGGUGUCCUCCGUGACGUACCUGAGGGCCUCCUCAGACGACCGGAAGCUGCCGGCGACGGCGCCGGCUCCGGCGGCGGGGACGGGGGCCGCGGCCAGGAAGAUCACCUUCAAGAGCGCCGACAUGAAGGAGGAGAUGCGGCAGGAGGUCUUCGAAUGUGCUCGCAUCGCGUUCGAGAAGUACACGGUGGAGAAGGACAUCGCGGAGUACAUCAAGAAGGAGUUCGACAAGAACCACGGCCCAACUUGGCACUGCAUUGUCGGUCGCAACUUUGGUAACUCCCAGUGA
Elaeis guineensis (African oil palm) is the source of this 321-nucleotide messenger RNA. The record is from RefSeq and is a predicted model, not a curated record. NCBI's taxonomy places the organism in Eukaryota, Viridiplantae, Streptophyta, Magnoliopsida, Arecales, Arecaceae.